CUCUUAACUCAGUAAAGUGGUGCAUUUUACACCGGCAGCAAAAAGGCAAAGCCUGGUUGUAUUUCACAGAGACAGAUAAGCUUUUCUAUAAGCCAAGCCAGCGCCUAAUUUUUGAACAAAAAAAAACCUGUGGAUAAUGACAUCCCGGCGGCCCAUGACCCGUUCUUACUCAAGCAACGGGAGAACAGGCAGCCAAAAUGGGGAAGAGGUUCCUUCACCACGUUCAGACAGCCGAAACUACUUAUCCAAUGUUCGGCCUGAAAACAGCUACUCAACUCACAGGUAUUCAAACUACAAACCAUCGAGGAGCACCUUUUGUACUGUCAUGGCUCACCUGACAGAAGAAACGCAGCCAUGUUUUGAAACUACCAUCAAGUCCAAGGCAGUGUCAGAGGCCUGCAAUGUGAAAUUCUCCUGUGUGGUUUCAGGUUACCCGGUCCCUGAGCUCACUUGGUAUAAAGAUGAUAUGGAACUUGACAGAUACUGUGGUCUUCCCAAAUAUGAAAUUUUUCGCAAUGGAAAAACUCAUACACUACACAUCUACAACUGUACUGUGGAGGACGCAGCCAUCUAUCAGGCCUCAGCCAGGAACAGUAAGGGCAUUGUUUCUUGUUCUGGGGUAUUAGAGGUGGGUUCCAUGAGUGAGUACAAGAUCCACCAAAGGUUCUUUGCCAAGCUCAAGCAGAAGGCUGAUCUGAAACGGCGAGAACUAGAGGAGAGCCGGCGCAGAGGAAAGGAGAACAUUCAGCAGGAGCAGCAUGAACAGCUUGGCAUCAGCCAGGACCGAGUUUUGAGGAAACGUAGGUUACCUGAGGGUCAAGAACUCGGAUCGCUUUCCACAGUCCAGGAUGGAGUAAACGAUGAGAGUAAAGACGAGGCAACCAAUGAGGAACAACCAGCAGUGGUUAAUGAAGAGGUAAAUGGGCUUCCGAUGGAAACACAAGAACCAAGCUUAAAUGGAGGCCAAGAGAAUGAUACACCGCAGCUCAAUCAUGUCCAUGAGAACGAGGAAAUAAGCAGCACAAAGAAGGCCACCAAAGACAAGGUGAACAGAAAGAAGAUCAGGAUCUCCAAUGGAUUUGAUGAGGCAGUUUCUAACCAGCCUAACCAAGACUCCAGCGGAGGAGCAGACACAUCUGGGGGAAUGAGUUUGGCAAACUACUUGGCAGAGUCCUUGCAGUCUCAAACUGCUGAUGAGCCGCAGAAGGUCCAGGCACCAGGGAUCCCAGGCAAUGCAAAAAACGCCACUCAGGAAAAAGGACAAGAAUUAGCAAAGGAAACUGAGGGAGAGUGGGUGAAAAUCAAAGAAAGGGAAAAGGAACGAGAGCGAGACAGGUCCAGAGAAAGAGAACGAGAAAUGUCGCAGGGAAGAGAGAGAGAAAAAGAAAGACAAAUUGACUUUGAAAACAGACCUGUGACUGUGUCUGAGGCCCAGUCACAAGCCCACAAAGACAGUGACCAUCAACACAAGUCUGCUCUGAGCACAGUGUUCCACUCUCUUAAGGACAUAUUCUUUGGAAAGGGCAAGAAGUCGUCAGAGACUGCGGAUGGCUCAAGGAAAGCCAGCGACAUAACUUCUGAAAAAGAAAUCCCGCAAGUUGGUCCAGAAGCACAUUACUCUCCCCCUCAAACACAGCAAGAGCAAGCUGCUACUUCAGAAGUCUGUGAUACGGCCCCAGAACAGGUGGUACAAAUGGAAGUUGAACAACCUCAUCAAACUGGAGACCCAUAUGUACAUACAGAGUCCCCACUGCAACCACCACCAUCGUUACUGCCUGGGAUGGUGAGGUCGGACUUAGAUGAACGCACUAAUGGAUUUAUCUCUGAUAGUACCCAGGACACAUCACCAACACAUGAGACAGAACAGAAAAGAGCUCAAGAAAAAGAGGGCCCAGAAGCAUUGUCCAAAACCCCCUCAUCGCCACUGAUCGAGGCCACAGAAGAUCGUACAGAAGGCAACACAAAUGAGGACAUGGCCAAUAUGCCGUGUGAGACUGCUGAGGAGGAAUGUACUUCUCCCAUGGAUCAGGUGGCACGAGCUGAUGGAGAAAUGCAUGCUGCUGGGGAGCGAGACUAUACCGCAGACUUUACACAGAAGCCAGAGGCCUCGCUGACAGGCCCAAACAUGACAGACCUGGAAAGCACAGAGGGCUAUCCCGAGGUUCACCUUUCACAGCCAGUCGGCCAUACUUCUCCUCUGGUGCCAAUCAAACUUGAAGAAGAGGAGAAAAUGAAUGUAGAUGAAAAAGAGGCAGAAAAAAGCUGUCCUUCUGUGAAGGAAACAGAACCAAAUGUGCUGAAGACGCAGGAAGGAUGUUCUCUUAUGAAAGAAAGUGAAGGCAAAGAUGAGAUAAGGGCAGCAAUAGCAGUAGUCACAAAUCCCACAGAGGACACUAAGACUGUUGAGGUUACAGGCCAGUCACCUGUUUCUUUACAAGAAACCAAACAGGAAUGUCAAACUGAUGUUCAAGAUGAACCCACCUCAGAGCCAAGCAUGGACAGUCUUCAAGAAAAUAAAAAUUCCAUCCCUACAGUGAUGAUUGUCCCUGUGGAGAAUGAGCAGCAAGCUGUAGAAGCAUGUGUUAAAGGUAAUGAUAAAAUGGAUGGAAAUGUUAGUAGUGCUGAAAGUGAUGCAAGCAAAGCUGAUAGUAAUGACGAAAGAACAAAAUUGAAUGUAGAUGAAGUGGAGCUGGGUAUGAGUACUAAAGAAAAGAAAGUGGAUGUUGUUGAAAAGAAGGAAAACAAGAAUGUUAGCUCUGAUCAUGGUGCUUCAGGUACUGGGCUACAACCAGAUGUCUCUAAAUAUACUAGACAAUCUGAAGUGGAGGGAAUACAAACGCAUUUAAGCCCAGUCACAGCAGAUAAACCCAAGACCUUCACCAAAGUUCAGACUGAGAGAUACAUGGUUGAGUCUAAGGACCAGUCUCUGACUCCUCCAAUCAUAAUCCUUCCAGACACAAGGGAAACGGUCAUUAAAAAUGUAGCCAAGAUGAGAGCUACACCAGUGAUCCCAGAAAUCAAAGUCACUGCCUCAGAAAAGGUCAAACGUGAGGAAACUGUUAGUGUCCCCAGAAUCGAUGCCCUGGUGUCAGAACCUGAGAGAGUUUUGCAGCCGUUGGCACAAGAAGUCGCACACAUAUUUAGAGAUAAUGAACCCAAAUCGCAAGAGCCAACAGAUGAUGCAAAAAGAGCACAAAGUGAGGUCACAAAAGAGGACAAGAUAGUGACUAAUGCACAAUCUGUAGGUGUUACUCCUACUCAGCAAGAAAGGAAUGUAAAUUGCUCUCCUUCAUGCCAAAGAAAGCAGGAGCUUCAAAAUCAAGAGUCAAGAGCGGGCCACAGAGAAGAUCAAGCAAAGGCCACAAGUGGGUGGAAUAGAGGAAAUGACAUCAGCAGCAUUCCUACAAUCAGCAUAGCAUGUGCUGAUGAUGUUACACCUUCUCAAGACGGGCAAGUACCUGGCCAGCUUGCCCUCAAUGAUACAGUUCUGCCUGAGGGCGUUGAUCCCAAAAUGCAAGUGUAUACACUUCCCUCUGUCUCCACUGCACACAAAGAGAACACUCCAGAAAACAAUACAACAAAUGUACUGUCACCAGAUUCUUUGGCUGCCAUACUCAGAAAAGUUGAGGGUGAUCUGAACCAUUUAGGCAACAGAAGUACUGGAACAGAAAGUGUGUCUGACAAAAGGACUUUAGAGACGCAAACCAGCUCUGAUGUUCACUCACUCUUAUCAGCAAAAACAUCUGAUGUGGAUCCUGAAGUAGAUAGGCUCCAAAGGGAUAAACCUGCAAUGGAGAAACUUGGCCUAACAGCCCCUGUGGGACCUACACUCCCCCCACUGAGCCCAGCUAGUUUGCGUAGGCUUAUGGCAAAAAAUAACCCGAAUUUAGAAAGUCAGAGUUCCAUUCCAGCAAUCUCAGCAGACGGAAGUGAGAAGAAAGGUGAAGAGAGUGGAGGUAGCACACCCACGUCAACUCUGUCCUGUGAGAGUAGUCCCAAAAUGAAGCGGCGUGACAGCCUGACCCUCAUCCCGUCCGCCACCCCAGAGGAACUGGCAUCUGGGGCCCGCCGAAAGAUCUACCUUGCCAAAACAAAGUCUGAAGAUGAGGGAUUGGACACUACCAAUAAGAGAGACAGUCCAAAAAUGUCCCCCAGCCAGGCACGCAGGGCAGCUUUCUUGCAGCUUCAGAGUGGACAGCAAACUCCACCUAUGGAAAGGCGUUCACCCUUGCUUGGACGUCGAAAAACCACAUUGGAGGUGCCAAAACCUAAGGAGGAGACCACAGAGGAGACAGACAAUUCAAACACAGAGAGCAAACCUGCAGAGAAAGAGAAGCUAGACCCAUUUAAAGCUCCUCAGGUAAUCCGAAAGAUCAGGGGAGAACCGUUCUCCGACGCCUCUGGCCACUUGAAGCUGUGGUGUCAGUUUUUCAACGUGCUCAGUGACUCCACCAUCACCUGGUUCAAGGAUGAAGAAGAGAUUAUGAAGUUUACAAGAAGUGCAGGGGAUGAAAGUCAGGUGGCACUGGCCAUUGUCCAGGCGUCCAGCAAAGACUGCGGAGUGUAUGGCUGCACGAUCAAGAACGAAUAUGGCACUGACUCCACUGACUACUUACUCAGCGAAGACAUCCUGGCAGAAUUCUUCUUAAGAGAUGAUUUAGAAGUGGGAGAGGAGAUCGAGAUGACACCCUUGAUGUUCACUAAAGGCCUGGCAGACCCGGGAUACUGGGGCGAAAAGCUUUUCGGACGCAUCAUGACAGAGGAGGUGCAGCUCGGGGAGGGCUGCACACACAAGGCCAGCAGGGCCAAGGUCAUAUAUGGUCUGGAACCUAUCUUUGAGUCAGGAAGCACCUGUAUAGCCAAAGUAAGAAACCCCAUUGCGUACGGGACCAAAGAGGAGACCAGUCUGUCUGAGAGAAAUCUAGAGGUCACCAAACAGGAAUGUAAAAUCCAGAACACAGUUCGAGAAUACUGCAAAAUCUUUGCAGCUGAGGCAAGAGUGAUAGACAACUUUGGUUUUUCAUUAGAAGUGCUCCCUUUAUAUUUGAUGUACCGGCCGGCCAACACCAUCCCAUAUACCACAGUAGAAGCUGAUCUGACCGGUGUCUAUGUGAAAUAUUGCCUGAUGGACAGCACUGGCAGGAUGAUCACUCAAACAAGCUCUGAGGUGGAACAAAAGUGCUGCACUUUCCAACACUGGAUUCACCAGUGGACAAACGGCAAUCUGCUAGUCACUCGGCUAGAAGGUGUGGAUACAAAGAUUACAAACAUUGCGAUUGCAUCAAAGUCCAAAGGGUAUCAAGGUCUAACAGAUGAAGGUUCUCCGAAGAUACUGGAACAUUUUGUGACACAGCAUCAGUGCAACUACUACUGCGGUCUGCUCGGCCUGAGACCCCUGAAGCUCAUGGACUCUCUGCAGCAGCCGAAAGUAAAGACCUCAAGGAGCCCUUUGCUGGCCCGGAGGGUCAGCACUGGUUCAUCCAGCCCUCUGUCCCAGAAGAAAAGCUUGAGCAGUCCUCAAACAGCCAGAAAAGGCAACUCUAGUCCAAAAGUGGCAAAAAAGACUGGUGAAGAUGGGGAGAACAAGCCCGCUACCAAGCAUAAAACAGUGGAAGUCCCAAAAACUGUUAGGAUGCGGUAAAGAAAGCAGGAGAAAUGGAAUUGAUGUGAAAAGGAAUGGGUCACUUGAUCCAUCUCCUUUCAUUUUCUUUGAAUACUCCUCAUUUUUCUGUCUGUGUUAUAUUGUGCUGUACAUUCGAUUGUAGGAAGGCCAAAACAAUGCACUUUGUCAGCUUUUUAGCAGACUGGCAUGAAUUCAAAAUUCUGAUUACUCUGUUUAUAGCCUAUGCUAUUAUGCAACAUAAUAAGGAAAAUUACUAUAUAGCCACAAUAGACAGAGGAGUCGGUCAGUGACCAGAAGAGUCUGGCAACUGUGAUGUAAUAUUUUGUACGUUGCUCUGCAACAAUUGCCACCUCUCAAACUUUGCCAAUGUCUUUAUGCUACGGUGAAGUAAGCUUUCGCUGGUGCCACCAAUAAGAAUAGAGAAACUGCAAAUAAAUACAUUUGCAUUGGCAUACAAAUCUUUAAUUUAAACUAAAACAUCUGAAGAUGUUUUAAAACAUCUGUGAUGUGUUUUGAUGAAAAAGAAAUGCUGAUUUUCUUUUGUAGAUACCACUGGAUUCACGUUGGCUAUAAAAUAGUUUUGUGUUUUAAAACUGUGGCCAGGAUUCUAAUAUGUGGCAGUGCAUUGCACUGGAAUGCAACACUAUAUGUUUUUCUAUGUAACGGUUUAAUCAUUAGCAACCAGAGUUUUAUUAGUAGUUUAUUAAUACAGUAAGGUUCACCUACUGUACUUUUUGCUUACUUUUUCUGUGUAUACUAUUUUUAAAUUAAAUGGUAAUGUUCAGAUGUUAAGUAAUGAGUGAACAUGUUUUUAUCUUAAAUGUGUAGUGAAGGGAGUGCGCCUUGCUUUAUUGUCACUGUAAAGCUGUUUACUUCUGUCCUUUUGGACUGUAAACACAUGGGACGACCACAUGUCUACAACACUAGGCAACAGUAAAACAGUAACAGACCUUGCACUUUUGAGCUUGUUCAUAAUACUAAUUCUUUUCUCUUUUUUCCCCAAAAUAAACAGCCAUCAUUUUAUUUAUGAGUAAUAAUAAUGCAGAAUUAACAGUAGUAUUAAUAGUUUAACUGACUAUAAUAUAUUAUUCAUGUGUCUGAAGGUUUACUAAAUGUAAGGGUUAAAAUGUAAGCAUUUUAACCUUUACAUUUACCCUCAUAUAAACAUACUUGGAAGUGUAUGAAGUGUGAAUGUGUGUCUGUAUGAGUGAGCGAGAGAGGAAGCCUUUGUGUAGAGAAUAUAAUGUAUUUUAGCUAUUUUGUUGUGAAGUGCAUUUUGUUUUUGUAAAUUACAGUACAAUAUGUAAAUAA
Astyanax mexicanus (Mexican tetra) is the source of this 6934-nucleotide messenger RNA. RefSeq names its product alpha-kinase 3a (gene alpk3a). NCBI's taxonomy places the organism in Eukaryota, Metazoa, Chordata, Actinopteri, Characiformes, Acestrorhamphidae. The coding region runs from base 137 to 5641 and encodes 1834 amino acids. Gene Ontology annotation, biological process: cardiac muscle cell development; protein phosphorylation. The transcript has 14 exons. Gene Ontology annotation, cellular component: nucleus. Gene Ontology annotation, molecular function: protein serine/threonine kinase activity; ATP binding. The record is from RefSeq and is a predicted model, not a curated record.